This is a messenger RNA of Mangifera indica (mango), 1354 nucleotides long. RefSeq names its product homeobox-leucine zipper protein HAT4-like. Lineage: Eukaryota; Viridiplantae; Streptophyta; Magnoliopsida; Sapindales; Anacardiaceae. The coding region runs from base 164 to 1051 and encodes 295 amino acids. Gene Ontology annotation, molecular function: DNA-binding transcription factor activity, RNA polymerase II-specific; sequence-specific DNA binding. Gene Ontology annotation, biological process: regulation of DNA-templated transcription. Gene Ontology annotation, cellular component: nucleus. The record is from RefSeq and is a predicted model, not a curated record. The transcript has 4 exons.
GCUCCUCUCGUCGUUCAUACCAUACCAUCCAUCGAGUCUUUCAAUUCUCUAUCUUUUUUUCUUUUCAAAACCAGAAGGAUUCUUCCUGGUUUCUCUCAUCACUCUAUAAUUAAUAAGUCGACUACUGCAUUCAAACUAUACUAAAGUGACAGUCAAAACCACCAUGGUUGAGAAAGACGAUCUGGGUCUGAGUCUUAGCUUGAGCUUUCCUCAGAAUCACAAUUCCUUACACUUUAAUCUUAUGCCUUCACUUGUUCCAUCUUCUUCUUCUUCUUCUUGUUUUCCCUCUUCUGCCUUCGAUCUUCACAAACCCUCAUGGAAUGAACCCUUCCCUUCCUCAGAUCUAAACUCGGAGUCGUGUCGAGCCGAGAUCCGGUCAUUUCUCCGAGGAAUCGAUGUGAACCGGCUGCCAUCUCAAGCGGACAACGAAGAAGAGGCCGGUGCCUCCUCGCCUAAUAGUACGAUAUCGAGUGUAAGUGGCAAGAGAAGCGAGAGAGAACCGAAUGGAGAAGAGCUCGAGAUUGAGAGAGAUUGUUCUCGUGGUAUCAGUGACGAAGAAGAUGGUGAUACUUCAAGAAAGAAGCUCAGGUUGUCUAAAGAUCAGUCAGCCAUCCUUGAAGAGAGCUUCAAAGAACACAACACUCUCAACCCAAAGCAAAAAAUGGCGUUGGCUAAACAGCUAGGCCUCAGACCUAGACAAGUGGAAGUAUGGUUUCAGAACAGAAGGGCAAGGACCAAGCUGAAGCAAACUGAGGUUGACUGUGAGUUCCUAAAGAGAUGUUGUGAAAAUCUAACGGAGGAGAACAGGCGAUUGCAGAAAGAAGUGCAGGAUCUGAGAGCACUGAAACUGUCCCCUCAGUUCUGCAUGCAAAUGACCCCACCCACAACACUCACCAUGUGUCCAUCAUGUGAGCGUGUCGCAGUCCCACACUCCGCUGCAUCCCCCGCCGUUGAUCACAGGUCCCAUCACAGGCCAAUAGCCAUCAACCCGUGGGUUCCCGCAGGUCAUAUGCCUGGUGGACCAUUCGAUUCACUUCGUCCUCGAUCGUAAUUACAACACAAAUUCAAGGGCAAAGGAGAAUCACAUGUAAUGGCGUACUAGAAAGUGUACCACUGUUCAAAGUGUAGGCAUAAGAUAAGAUAUGGUUGGUAGAAUAUGAUUUGGUGGGUGUCUGUUGGUUUUGCAUUAUUGACCCAUCUAAAUUAUGUUUUGAAAAAGUUGACUAUAUUACUUAGCUAAAUUAGUAAUUAAGUUAGGGCUCAUAUCAAUACUUUAUUCCAACAAAACUUUGGGUGUAAAGUUCAAUAUCUAGUUAUUAAUUUGACCAUGUUGAGCAAUGUUAUGGUCCUGUAA